Messenger RNA from Uranotaenia lowii, 1009 nucleotides. RefSeq names its product ORM1-like protein (gene ORMDL). Gene Ontology annotation, biological process: ceramide metabolic process; negative regulation of ceramide biosynthetic process; intracellular sphingolipid homeostasis. Gene Ontology annotation, cellular component: endoplasmic reticulum membrane. The coding region runs from base 144 to 602 and encodes 152 amino acids. NCBI's taxonomy places the organism in Eukaryota, Metazoa, Arthropoda, Insecta, Diptera, Culicidae. The record is from RefSeq and is a predicted model, not a curated record. The transcript has 3 exons.
ACGUCAUUCGUGGUGUUUUGUAAACAAGCAGCUGCAUUUGUUUUGGUGCGAAUUUUUGUGAUAAAAUUCGAUUUCGCAAUUUGCGCAUAGAAUCCUGCUUUUGUCAACCCGUGAGGAAAGAAUUCAACCGGUAGAAACCGAAAAUGAUUGCCGGUGGUCAUGGUGAUCCCAAUCCGAACAGCUCCUGGAUGGAUUCGCGCGGCCUUUGGCUAGCCUACGUGCUCGGAAUCAUCAUCUACCACAUUGUACUGCUGGCGGUCCCGUUCAUCGAUAUCCCUUACGCGUGGACCAUCACCAAUAUAACGCACAAUUUGGCACACCUGUAUUUCCUCCAUUCCAUCAAGGGCACUCCUUGGAUGAGCACCGACACUGGAGAUGCAAGGAAGUUCACCCACUGGGAACAGAUCAAUUACGGGGAACAGUUUACCGCGACCAGGAAAUUUCUAACAGCUGCACCGACCAUUUUAUUUUUGCUCACCUGUAUGUACACCAGGAAUGACGUUGAUCACUUUAUUGCAAAUUUCAUCUCACUACUGGUGGUUCUUAUUCCGAAACUCCCGCAAUUCCAUGGGGUGCGGCUGUUCGGAAUCAACAAAUACUGAACAAGAUGAAUGUUUCAUUCGUAUGAACGUCAGGGUAAAUGAUGUGAUGUAAAAAAUAACUUUGAAACUCCUUGAGAAACUCAGGGAUGGAUGAGUCGAUCCCAAAUAACUAACUAAAACAUAAAAUAUCCGAAUGGAAAAAAGCGAGUGCGUGAAGAUUAUGCCGACUGUUUUAUUUAUAAGAUACAUGAAGGGUUAUCGUCCAUUCUUGAACAGGAAAAUCACAAAGCCAGCUAAAAGCACGAUUGAUGUGAUUAGAAGAGUUCGCGCUCAUCGUUUUAUUCUAUAUAAAUAUACUGAGUUUGAGGUUUGAAAGUUUUUACAGAAAGUAACUGCAGGAAAAAGACUUGAAAAAACAGUAACAGGAUAACAUUAUUGCUGUAGUGUGAAUAAAAUAUUUAACUUAA